Messenger RNA from Cylindrotheca closterium, 615 nucleotides. NCBI's taxonomy places the organism in Eukaryota, Bacillariophyta, Bacillariophyceae, Bacillariales, Bacillariaceae. The record is from the annotation of a GenBank genome assembly.
AUGUCCACCAUGGGUCAAACAGGCCUCGAGGACUGCAAAGAAGCUACCAAAAACUUGGUGGUAGCCAAUGGAAGAGCUGCUAAUCGACCAGACAAGGAUGAAAGACGGAAUGCCCUAACCUCUAUCUAUUGGGUACCCACCAAGAAAGACCCAAAUCUUCUAAUGGCAGAAAAUUGCUCAGAUCACGUCCAUUACUAUCAAGGUGGUCUUCCAUUUCGAUAUUACUUGUUCGAUCCUUCCACAGGCGAGUUUUCUACAGUAGUGCUAGGUCCAGAGCUUCACAAGGGCCAAAAACUGCAGGUGCCUGUCAAGGGCGGUAUUUGGAAGUGUGGGUCCAUUGAACAAGAAGAAGAUGCUGAUGACAAUAAGUCGGAUUACGAGUAUACCAUAAUCGGGGAAGCAGUGGCUCCAGGCUUUGAUUUCCACGACUUUAAAUGGGUCACAAAAGAAAUGUUAGAUGCAAGUUGUAAUGAUGAAACAGCCCACAAAAGACUGGCAUCCUUUGUACACAAAGAAUCCAGUGUGAUUGCAGGAGAAAACAAGACUGUCGAAACUGCAGCUGAAUUUUACGAAGAUGGGACAAACAAGACACAAAGAACCAAUGAUCGAGCAUAG